CUACUAUUUAUAGUUAUUGGUUAUUGCUUAAACUUAUGUAACUAUAUAUAUAUAUAUAGUAUAAGUCAUGAAUAACACUAGUAUGAAAUAACCUAUUUACUUUUCUAUAAUUUAUAUAAACCCGUCACUAAUUGUUUCCAAGUUUCUACGCGUCAAUCAGUUCAACAGACAACAACGCCUUUAAUACGGUUAGUCAAUAACUAUGUAAAGAGUUACUACCCUGGUUACUACAUAGAAUUUAAGUUAUCGCCAUGUCAAAACCCAAAGUGUUUGUUGCAAUGAGACAUGUUCCAGAACUCGCAAUUGAUUUACUUCGUAAAAGGUUUGAUGUCGAAAUAUGUGAUUCCUUGCUAACCACUCGGGCAGAAAUUAUGCAAAAAAUACCUGGAAAAUUUGCAAUAUUUUGUAGUCCAACAAGCAAAAUUGACGAAGAAUUAAUUAAAACUGCAGGCACAAGUCUAAAGGUUGUUGGAACCAUGUCUGUGGGAUAUGAUCAUGUUGACUUAACUGCACUGAAAAAAUAUGGCAUACGUUUGGGAUACACGCCAGAUAUUUUAACCGAAACAGUAGCAGAAACAACAAUUGGAUUAUUGAUAUCAACAACAAGACGAUUUUUUGAAGCAAAUCAUGCAUUAAAAACAGGUGAAUGGAAAAAUUCAACACCUGUUUGGAUGUGCGGUAGGGGCAUUAGAAACUCAGUUGUUGGUAUUGUUGGAUGUGGCAACAUUGGGACAUCAAUUGCAAAAAAGUUGAAUACAUUUGAAAUUUCCCAAUUACUGUAUACCAGUAGAACUGAAAAACCUGCUAUUAAAGCUCUUGGUGGAAAAUUGGUUACAAUCGAUGAACUUGUAGAACAGAGUGACUUUAUAAUUCUUUCUAUCGCACUGAAUGAGGACACAAAGUUUAUCAUUAACAAAGAACGCAUUGCCAAAAUGAAGUCACAUGCUGUUUUGGUGAAUAUUGGUCGUGGAGCACUUAUUGAUCAAGAUGAACUCAUCAAAGCAUUACAAGAAAAUAGAAUUGGAGGUGCUGGCUUAGACGUUAUGACACCAGAACCAUUACCACUUGAUAACCCUCUAAUUAAGAUGAAUAAUGUUGUGUUGUUGCCACACAUUGGGAGUGCUUCUAUUGAAACACGGACAGAAAUGGCUAUUACCACUGCCAAAAAUAUAAUUGCUGUUUUGGACAAUACUCCAAUGCCAAAUGAAGUGCAAUUUUAGGUUAAUGGUUAUAUCCUAAUCAAAAUUGCAUAAAAAUAAUCUUCAUUGUUAAAUGUUACAAGGUAUACAAUUUUAAUCAUUAUAAAAUGUAUUAAUUUAAAAUUGGUGAAUAAUAUAAUAUAU
Molecule: messenger RNA, 1343 nt
Organism: Rhopalosiphum maidis (corn leaf aphid)
Lineage: Eukaryota; Metazoa; Arthropoda; Insecta; Hemiptera; Aphididae
Product: glyoxylate reductase/hydroxypyruvate reductase-like
Exons: 8
Coding region: 252-1220 (322 amino acids)
Cellular component (GO): cytosol
Molecular function (GO): NAD binding; hydroxypyruvate reductase (NADH) activity; hydroxypyruvate reductase [NAD(P)H] activity
Source: RefSeq, a predicted model, not a curated record